AUGACGGUGAAAGAAGAACAAGUAAUAAAGAAGAGGAAAGCUCAACACGCGCUGGAAGAGAUUUUUGAAUCGGAGAAGAAAUAUGUCGACAAGUUGAAUAGCAUCGUUGAGUCAUUGAUGAUGCCCGCCCUCCAGAACUCCUCCGUCUUCUCUUCUUCCGAAAUCGCCCUCCUCUUUGGCAACAUCGUUGAACUGCGCAACCUCCACUCAAAGAUGUUCUCUAAAUUCGCCGAUUCCGACUCCCAGCAGCCAGAAAAGCUGGCGAAGAUCAUUUCCGAAGAACUCCCUCAAUUCUCCAUCGCCUACCAUCAAUACUGCUCCAACUUUCCCCGCGCAACUCGACUUUAUUCAAAAAUUCGAAAAAAUUCCAAAAUGAAUUUUCAAAACGCGAAAUGCGAUUCAAGCUCAACUCUUCGCCGGAUUUCCAAGAGCCCGUCUGAUUCCAUCUCGAGUUCCUCCCUCCCUUCUCCCUCAGAUCGCUUGGAGAACUCAUCCUUUCCCACCUUGCGCCGGACAAAUACGCUUUUAUUCCGCUCCACUUCUGCAGUUUUUCGCCGCCACACGCUCACAUCUGGCAAGUCCGUCCAAAAUCUCAACGAGGCUGGGGCUGGAAAUACAGUCAAUUUCUUGAAGAGAAAACUAUCGCCGAGAAAGUCAAGUCCUGGAGGACUUUUUCCCUUGAAAAAGGAAGAUCCUGAGAUUUCACGAGCAAAUCUGCAGUGCGAAUUUCUCCAAAAAUCGCUGGAAUCAUCAACGACUCUCGAUUCGGCGUUGCCCCUCAUCGCAUUUUUACUGGAACCGAUUCAGCGGGUCAUGAGAUAUCCUCUUCUCCUAAAAGGGCUUUCAACAGCUCUAGAAUCGCCGAUUCCAGAAGUAAAAAAGGCAAUAGAAGCAGCAGACAAGCUCGCCAGCAUCACCAACAUCACACAGCCCAAUUCCACUCGCCCGGGGGCAGAAGAAAAAGAAAACAAGGAAAACCGCUCUCCAACAGGAUCAGAAGUCUCGAUCCCCGCAUGCGUCCCAAAACCCGAUAAAAAGCGAAAAAGCUUCGAAGUCGUCUGCCAAGCCGCUGUCAGGCUUCUUCGAUCAAGAUAA
Oikopleura dioica is the source of this 1095-nucleotide messenger RNA. The record is from the annotation of a GenBank genome assembly. NCBI's taxonomy places the organism in Eukaryota, Metazoa, Chordata, Appendicularia, Copelata, Oikopleuridae.